AUGAAGUAUACGGUGGCCGAGAGCGCCGCUUUCUUCAACUUGGUUUGUCAACCCCUCCCUCUUGCCUCCUUCUUGAUCCAUUUGAGAGCUCCUUUGAGUGUAGACGGUCUAUGUCGGAGGCUAACCCAAGUACGGAUAUCACCCCAAAUCUUCGAGCUAAAGGAUAUAAUGGAUAAUCCCUAUGUAGCCGCUGAUGGUUUCACGUACGAGCAUGAUGCGAUAAAAGUAUGGGUCGACACACACAGUGUAUCUCCCGUGACGAAACACAAACUACCACAUAAGAUGCUAACUCCCAAUCUCACAAAUCUCACAUUCACUGUUUGCAUUGUCCUAGUCAUGCGAUCUACUAACAUGGAGACUUCUAAUACAAUGAGAGUUGGCAGACAGUGGAGACAAUCUCUGUACAAAAAGAAGGGAAAAGCCGUGGGUCAGGUCACCUUCGCCUUCAUCGGAAAAAGCCAUGUCCAUCUACGCUCAACAGAACAUUCAUCAACGCACGGGAGAGGACUCUUUGCCUUCUUCAUAGCUGUCAGAGACGUGCUCGGCUACACUACCGGAGCCGCUGGUGGCCUCCAUUGCCGCCUCCCUUUCACGGCGGCAACAGACGCGUGCGAAUAG
This is a messenger RNA of Striga asiatica, 618 nucleotides long. The record is from the annotation of a GenBank genome assembly. Lineage: Eukaryota; Viridiplantae; Streptophyta; Magnoliopsida; Lamiales; Orobanchaceae.